AUGGGCGCAAAAACAAAUGUAGUGCCUAUCAAAUGGAAAAUCGCCGUUACUAUAUUAUCGCUGCUCUGUUUAGGGCUGCUCAUUGCCUUGAUUGUGGUAGCAGUAGAUUUUGCUCAGUACAAAGAUAAAUACCCAGGCAAGCAAGAAGAACACGGCUGCGCAGAUGGCCUUCUGGAGGACGGAGAACUUCCGAAGUCGCAAGCCAUUUUCAAUGACCUCUCGAGCGAAGAACUAAUCGCCGUGAGGGAUUUUUUGCUUCAACAAUCUUCGCUCAAGCUGAAGACCAUGGACAAAGCUUCGGUGAAUGACAACUACAUAUAUCUAAUCCAACGAUACUUUCCCGACAAAGAUGAAGUUCUUAGAUAUCUGGAUACCGACAGCGAUCGGAAGCCACCAAGAAAAGCGCUUGUUGUUGUUUUUCAAGGUUCCGCAAACCCUCCUAAUGUUCAAGAAUAUAUUAUCAGCUGGCCAAACGACACUGCGGAAAUGACAUACGCGAAACAUGGAGACGCGCUUGAUUUUAAUGUAAGACCUUAUGAUAUGGUGCAAGAGAAGGCCAUUCAGAAGAUUGUGUACAAUGUAACAGAAAAGGCCUUCAGACUUCUGAAUGAGAGCUAUGAUGGGUAUUGCUACCAUAACUGCACAAACACACGCUUAAGGUUUCGACCACAAACUCCAUUUGGAAAAACAAGCUACGAACGCACGACUUGGCUCCAGUUUACCCGCGAAGGCUUAGUUGAAGGAACAUACCUACAUCCAGUCGAUUUUCAGCUAUACAUAGAUUUUGCAGGUGCAGACGUCUCUAAAUGGAAUAUCAAAAGAGUUUACUAUCACGGUAUGUCAUUUGACACGGUCGAUACCCUUGUACUUCAAUACGAUAAAGACAACAUUCAGAAAUCGAAUAUCCCCGCCCCGCCGACAGUUUACCAGGACGAACAGCCAUUGUUUUCCUCUUUGCAACGCCGUGGAAUCCCCCAGCCCCAGAAACCCAUGCGCGCUCCACGAAUGUUUGAGCCAGACGGAAAGAGAUUCAGUGCCAGGGAUAGCUACAUCAAAUACAUGGGCUGGAGCUUCUAUUUUCGGAUCGACUCGGUUUCGGGUCCCCAACUUUUUGAUAUUCGAUUCAGUGGCCGAAGAAUCAUUUAUGAGCUCAGCUUGCAAGAGGCAAUAUCAUUUUAUUCGGGUUUCUCUCCUUACUUCAUGGCUGCCAAUUUUGUAUAUGGCGGUUGGACGAUGGGAGCGAGGUCUAUUGAGCUGAUUGGUGGAAUUGAUUGCCCAGAAACGUCCAAAUUCUUCGACGCAAUUUAUUUUGUCGACACAGACAAACCUAAAGUCGUCAAGAAUGCGUUGUGCGUCUUUGAACAGGACAGCGGCCUUCCGCUAAGGCGUCACUUUGAAAAGGGCCGUACUCAGGAGAAGAAAGGAUACAAAUUUUACGGAGGCCUGCCUACCAAAGUACUCGUGGCUCGCACCAUCACUACCAUUGAAAAUUAUGAUGGCAUCUUUGACUUCUUGUUUUAUCAGAAUGGUGUUGUAGAAGUGAAAGCAACGCCCACCGGCUAUUUGUUAACUGACAACGACAGAUUCAACGAUGAUGACUCGUAUGGACAAAACGUUUACAGCAAACUAACUGGGAAUCUUCACGAUCAUAUCUUUCAUUACAAGGUAGAUCUAGACGUUUCCGGCACAAGAAAUUCUUUCGAAACCAUUACGAUUGGUAAGGAAGAAAAACUUAACGCCUGGCUCCCACAGGAAACAAGAAUUUUAAAAGUUUUUCGCAGAGAACAAAAUGGAAAUGAGAACGAUGCAAAGUUUAAGAAAAUCGAUUUUGACAAGCCCACCUUUUACAACGUUUACAGCAGCGAUCAAAACAAGUUUGGGUCCAAGAAAGGAUAUCUAAUCCAACCAGAGUCAGCAGUGAAACAAGUUUUACCAGAAAAUGAUUACAUCACACAAAUGGCACCAUGGUCUAUGUACCCACUCGUUAUUACAAGAUACAGGGCAACCGAGCGAAAAAGCAGUUCUCUCUACAGUCAGAACAGUCCCACCAAACCAAUUGUCAAUUUCCCAAGUUUUGACACGGACCAAAACGAGGGAAUAGUCGAAGAGGAUCUCGUCGCUUGGCUCACUAUUGGUUCGAUUCAAAUACCGACUUCCGAAGAUGUUCCGAACACCGCGUCGGUUGCAAACACGGCAAGAUUUUUCCUUCGGCCGUUUAAUUACUUCGACGAAGAUCCCUCCAUAAAUUCUACUAAUGCAGUGCUUAUUAGACCCGCUAAUCCGAAUAAUGUCGUCCUAACAUACGGAACGCCGCGUGGAGAAAACGUUUGUGUUCCCAGAAAGUAUGACAUUAACAUAAAGGGAACAUACGGGUAA
Messenger RNA from Porites lobata, 2376 nucleotides. The record is from the annotation of a GenBank genome assembly. Lineage: Eukaryota; Metazoa; Cnidaria; Anthozoa; Scleractinia; Poritidae.